UUUGAUUGGCGAUUUGUCUAAUUGUCAUCGGCGCUGUCACUUUCUGUUCGGAAUGAAAAUUUGGCUCCAUGGUUUGUGAUUUUCUUCUUGUGAAAUUGUAGGAUUGCACGAGCUCGCGAAACCAAUUGAAAACGCACAUUUCUUGGAGCUUCGAGUGAUUUCAGACCAAUCACCUAAACAACAUGGGUCACGGAUUCGGUGAGCUUGCAAAAGUACGAGGAAUUGUCACGCACAAGAUCUCCCCUUUCGAGCAACGCGCCUUUGCGAAUGUGAUCAGCAAGGGUGUACCAAAUACGCUUCGACGAAUUCGCUCGCAAAUCUUCAUCGUGGCUCCGCCAUUCGUCAUGGGAUACAUGGUUUACAACUACAUUGAAAAUUUGCACACCCAGCUGAAUCGUAAGAAUCCUGCCGAAUUUGAGAACGAUUCCUAAGCUUAUUACCUAGAUGAUGCAUAAUUUGGCAUAAUUAAAAAUGUGUCAUAUUCAGGCAUGAUAGCAACAUAAUAAACAUAUUUAAAAUGUGA
Anopheles funestus (African malaria mosquito) is the source of this 523-nucleotide messenger RNA. It is a transcript of the gene UQCR-Q, whose product is annotated as cytochrome b-c1 complex subunit 8. The record is from RefSeq and is a predicted model, not a curated record. Bases 183 to 431 code for a protein of 82 amino acids. NCBI's taxonomy places the organism in Eukaryota, Metazoa, Arthropoda, Insecta, Diptera, Culicidae. The transcript has 3 exons. Gene Ontology annotation, biological process: mitochondrial electron transport, ubiquinol to cytochrome c.